Messenger RNA from Trichoderma breve, 1689 nucleotides. RefSeq names its product GMC oxidoreductase domain-containing protein. The transcript is spliced from 4 exons. The record is from RefSeq and is a predicted model, not a curated record. NCBI's taxonomy places the organism in Eukaryota, Fungi, Ascomycota, Sordariomycetes, Hypocreales, Hypocreaceae. Gene Ontology annotation, molecular function: oxidoreductase activity, acting on CH-OH group of donors; flavin adenine dinucleotide binding. The coding region runs from base 1 to 1689 and encodes 562 amino acids.
AUGUCAUCUGCAAACUUACUUGACGCAUACGACUACAUUAUUGUUGGAGGUGGCACAGCUGGUUUAGUUGUAGCAUCUCGUCUGAGCAAAGACCUUCAUGCUACUGUCUUGGUUAUUGAAGCCGGAAAAGAUCAUCGAGAUGAUCCACUGGUGUCAACUCCAGGGCUCCUCGCUUUGCUAUGUGGUAACGACAGCUACGAUUGGAAAUUCAUCUCGACACCCCAGUCUGGCCUAAACAAUAGAGCUCUCAGCUUAGCUCGAGGCAAGGGCCUUGGUGGCAGCUCAGCCAUUAACUUCAUGCACACUGUCUAUCCUACAGCGGCAUCAAUCGACGCAUGGCUUAAACUGGGUAAUCCAGGGUGGUCAUACCAAGAUCUCGCACCCUACUACCAGAAGUUUGGUACAAGACAUGCCCCAACCGACGAGAUACGUACAAUCACUCGUAUAAAGCGAGUAGACGACAGUCUUUCCGGCUAUGGACCUAUCCAAAUGUCUUAUGGUCAAGGAUUUGGUGUUACCAACUCUGCGUGGAUGGAUGCACACACCUCUCUGGGCUUAAAAGAGACAAAUGAUCCGAUAUCAGGGAGCAUAACCGGCGCAUUCCAGAAUGCCGCAAGCAUCCAUCCAACCACUAAAACACGCAGUUACGCAGCUUCAGCAUAUUAUGAUUCCCAGAUCAGACAAAGAUCAAACUUGACGGUUCUAACGGAGGCCAUUGUAACUGUGAAAGCUCAGCGAGAGGUUAUUCUUGCUGCCGGCACAAUUCAAUCACCUCAAAUUCUAGAAGUUUCAGGUGUUGGUGGAAGCAAGUUGCUCGAUGCUUUGGGAAUUGAUGUUAUUCUCGAUAUUCCCGGAGUUGGAGAGAAUUCACAAGACCAUGCUCAAGUGUGUCAAAGCUACGAAGUGAAGGAUGGUAUUCCAUCGAUCGAUAUGUUCCGGGAUCAGGAGCUUGUCGGUGCUGCUAUCGCGCAGUACCGGAUCAACGGAGAUGGUCCACUGGGCACCAAUGCUUCUAAAUCAAAGAAGAUCUUGCUCGAUGAAUUCGUGGCAGAUUCAUCAGAGCGGAACGUGAUACUGAAAGAGUUACUGGUGGAAGCUGGCGCUCCCGCUUUAUCAUAUGUUACUUUCCCAGGCCAAAUUAACACAGACAUUAAAGAUCUUACCAACUUUUCGAACUAUACUGCACCAGCCAAGCCAGAAAACUAUUUCACGAUACUUAACGCACUCGGACACCCGUUCUCACGCGGCACUUGCCAUAUUACUUCGCAAAACAUUGAUAUUCCUCCUACGAUUGACCCGGGAUAUUUUAAGCACCCGGUAGAUUUGGAAAUCUUGAGCCGAAGUGUAAUGUUUGCAGAGAAACUUAUGGCCACUGAGCCUUUAAGUUCGGCUAUUCUUGCUCAGCCAAACGGAAAGCGACUUCCAGAAACGAUACCAAGUACACUUGAGAAAGCUAAGCAUAUCGUUGAGGAGCGUGUUAUUUCUAACAUGCAUCUAUGUGGAACAUGCCCCAUGAUGCCACGCGAAGACGGUGGUGUGGUUAACAAUCGCCUCCUGGUUUAUGGCACGAGGAACUUAAGAAUUGUUGACGCAAGCGUAUUUCCGCUCAUACCAGUAGGUAAUAUCAUGACGACCGUGUACGCUGUUGCAGAAAAAGCGGCAGAUCUAAUAAAAGAGGACCAGAAGUAG